CUCUAAUGUGCAUGCAACCAACUGGAACACAACAUGAUUUGGGUCUAAGUGUUGUUUCCACUAAUGUUGACGGUGAUGAUACACUCCACAUCAGAGUGCAAUCAUACGCUCUUCUGUGGAGACUAAUUUACAGUGGACCUGCUGAAAAAUUGAUCUGCAAACUGAUUGGUCACCGUCGACCGGAGAGAAGAAACAGGUGAAAUAUGGCGAACAUCUUGGGUCUCGGUCUUCUUUGCUUACUCCUCUGGCCGGAGCAGGCGGAGGCUCAGUUUCCUCGAGUGUGCUGCACGGUGGAGGGGAUCCUGUCCAAGCAGUGCUGCCCUGCUCUGGGUCCAGAUCCUGCCGAUGUCUGCGGCUCCCUGUCAGGGAGAGGGAGCUGCUCUGCAGUCCGAGUCGACAGCAAGCCCUGGGGAGGACCGUACAGACUGAGGAAUGUCGACGACAGGGAGAGGUGGCCGACCAAAUUCUUCAAUCAGACCUGCAGAUGCACCGGUAACUUCGCAGGUUAUGACUGUGGCCAGUGCAAAUUUGGCUGGACCGGACCCAACUGUGACCAGAGGAAAGCUACUGUGGUGCGGAAGGACAUCCACUCCCUGACACCCGAGGAGCUCCAGGAGUUCCUGAACGCUCUGGAACUGGCCAAGACCACCAUCCACCCGGACUACAUUAUUGCCACCCAGCACUGGCUGGGACUCCUGGGACCGAAUGGAACCGAGCCACAGAUUGCCAACAUUUCCAUCUACGACUUCUUUGUAUGGCAACACUACUACUCAGUGCGAGACACUCUUCUUGGUCCCGGUCGCCCGUUCAAAGCCAUUGACUUCUCACACAAAGGUCCGGCCUUCAUUACCUGGCACAGGUAUCACAUUCUGAGCUUAGAGAGAGAGCUGCAGAGACUGACUGGCAAUGAGAACUUCGCGAUCCCCUACUGGAACUUUGCCACAGGGCAGAGUGAGUGUGAUGUGUGUACCGACUCUAUGCUGGGGGCCCGACACCCUGACAACCCCUCGCUCAUCAGUAACCAGUCCAGGUUCUCCAGAUGGGGGGUGGUGUGCAACAGUUUGGACGACUACAAUCGCCUGGUGACUCUUUGUAACGGCACCAGCGAGGGUUUCAUUCAGAGAGGGAUUAUGGAGCAAAGUAACAUGUCUCUGCCUACGAUGAACGAUGUCAGAAGCUGCCUUGGGAUCAGGGACUUCGACAGCCCUCCCUAUUUCACCAACUCGUCCUUUAGUUUCAGAAAUGCUCUCGAAGGGUACGACAAACCAACUGGCGAACUGGACGAGUCCGUCGACAACCUUCACAACCUCGUCCACUCCUUCCUCAACGGAACCAGCUCUUUGUCCCACUCUGCAGCCAACGACCCCAUCUUUCUGGUGCUCCACGCUUUUACUGAUGCCAUUUUUGACGAGUGGAUGCGGAGGAUCGACCCAUCCAACGCCACCUUCCCAGAUGAGAUGGCCCCCAUCGGGCACAACAGGGACUACAACAUGGUUCCUUUCUUCCCUCCGAUCACCAACGAGGAGUUCUAUGUCGCAUCUGAACAGCUGGGAUAUUCCUACGCCAUUGCCCUAGAUGAUGCAGACGGAGGGGCGACUGUGUUUGUGCUGGGCUCCACUCUUGGGGGAGUCUUCGUCGGUCUCCUGGCGCUCCUCCUUAUCUUCGUGCUCUACCUGCGUCAACAAAGAAACCGCGGCUUUGAACCUCUGAUAAGAGCAGACUUCACAAAUAGAAAGUACACAGAGGAAGCCUAGAUUUCACCUGUUGUUCUGAAAUGCACUUCAGUACUCAUACAUACGUAGGAAAGAUGGAGCAGCCCAUCUUCAAUGUCCUGUAAGCCCAAUUCGGACGCAAAAGAUUAAUGUUAAUCUUUUAAAUGAAUGCCACUUGUACAUUUUAGAUAUUUAGACACACAUGAAUAAUAAUGUGAAUUGUGCUAUCCACUGAAACAUAUUGAUACAAUAACAUUUCAAAUGAAACUAAUUGAAAAUAAACAUAUAUUGUCUUUGAGAACUAUCUUUUUUGCCAGCUCAGCAAAAUGUGAAACUUUAUUUCUAUACGUGCCUUCAACACAUUUUUCUUUUCUUUUCAACAGUCGCCACAAGUACAAAUCUAUUGGAAUGUUUUUAAUAAAUAUUUAUUCUCAACAGUAACAAAACACAAAUGCGUUCAUCGUAAUUGCACUGGAAAACAAUAAGGCAUAUUUGUUCAUCUAG
Molecule: messenger RNA, 2216 nt
Organism: Scophthalmus maximus (turbot)
Lineage: Eukaryota; Metazoa; Chordata; Actinopteri; Pleuronectiformes; Scophthalmidae
Gene: dct
Product: dopachrome tautomerase
Exons: 8
Coding region: 204-1754 (516 amino acids)
Biological process (GO): ventricular zone neuroblast division; melanin biosynthetic process from tyrosine; positive regulation of neuroblast proliferation
Cellular component (GO): melanosome
Molecular function (GO): oxidoreductase activity; dopachrome isomerase activity
Source: RefSeq, a predicted model, not a curated record